Molecule: messenger RNA, 2546 nt
Organism: Prunus persica (peach)
Lineage: Eukaryota; Viridiplantae; Streptophyta; Magnoliopsida; Rosales; Rosaceae
Product: LRR receptor-like serine/threonine-protein kinase HSL2
Exons: 1
Coding region: 132-2294 (720 amino acids)
Molecular function (GO): protein binding
Source: RefSeq, a predicted model, not a curated record
CUGCAAAUGGUUUUGAAGUUUCCACUUUCCAACACUAUAAGGAAAUCAACUUCCCCUAACUUACUUGUCUUGUCCUCAAAACCAGAGUUCAUGCCGCGGGAACAAACCAACUUCUGAACCUCCAUCACCAAAUGACUAUACCAACCCUAACAUCUUCUCUCCACAUCCAUCUCUGCUUCCUUCUCUUCCUCCCCCUCCUCCUCAUCAGCCAUGCCAACUCUCAGUCAUUGCAAGACCAAGAACAAGCUGUUCUGCUAAAACUAAAGUCAUACUUGCAAUCUCCACCGUUCCUCAGCCAUUGGAUUCCAUCAACAUCAAACACUUCCCACUGUUCCUGGCAGCCUGAGAUCACCUGCACAAACAACUCCGUAACCGGAUUGUCUCUGGUCAACACGAAAAUCACUCUACCAGUUCCACCUUUCAUUUGUGAUCUCAAGAACCUCACACUCAUUGAUCUCAGCUACAACUACUUUGCUGGAGAGUUCCCAAAAGCUUUCUACAACUGUUCAAAGCUACAGUACUUGAACCUCUCUCAAAAUUCCUUUGAUGGCAAGAUUCCUGACAAUAUCGACAGCUUGCCUAGGCUUCAAUACCUUGACCUUAGCGCUAACUACUUUUCUGGUGACAUACCGGCGGCUAUUGGGCGGUUACAAGAGCUCAGGAACCUGCAGCUGUAUAUGAACAACUUUAAUGGUUCCGUGCCACCAGAAAUAGGUAACUUGUCCAAUCUUAAACACCUAAGUCUCUCUUUCAAUACAAAACUUGUGCCAUGGAAUCUGCCUUCCAAUUUCACCAAGUUGAAAAACUUGAAGAAUUUGUAUAUACGCGGAUCGAAUUUGAUUGGAGAACUCCCCGGAACACUUGGAGAAAUGGCAGCACUGGAAGAAUUGGAUUUGGCAUACAACAGUUUAAAUGGGACAAUCCCAAGUGUUUUGUUUCUGUUGAAGAAUUUGAGUAUAAUCUAUCUCUACAACAACAGCCUGUCUGGGGAUGUACCUCAAGUGGUUGAAGCAUUGAACUUGACUGUCAUUGAUAUUUCUACAAACUAUUUAACAGGCCCAAUACCACAAGAUUAUGGAAACCUUACCAAAUUAACAUGGUUAGCUUUGUUUUUAAAUGGUUUUUCUGGUGCUGUUCCAGCAAGCAUUGGCCGUUUACCAAAUCUCAAACAGUUCAGAGUGUUCAUCAAUAAUUUGUCUGGAACAUUGCCUCCAGACUUUGGAAGGUAUUCAGAGCUUGAAGGGUUCGAGGUUUCGGGGAAUAGGCUCACUGGCAAACUGCCAGACCAUUUGUGCUAUUGGGGUAAGCUGUCAACACUUGUAGCUUAUGAGAACAAUCUCACUGGGGAGUUACCAAGCUCUCUUGGAAAUUGCACUAGUUUAACAGAAGUGAAGGUUUAUGGUAAUGGAUUGUCUGGGAACAUUCCUAGUGGCAUGUGGACAGCACCAAACUUGAUUCACGUGCUGAUGAGCAACAACUCUCUUACCGGUGAGCUUCCUGAGAAAAUGUCUCGGAAUCUUACACGGCUGGAAAUAAGAGAUAACAGAUUUUCAGGUAACAUUCCAACCGGGGUGUCAUCCUGGAACUUGAAGGUUUUUGACGCCGGUAAUAACCUUUUUAACGGUACUAUCCCUCAGAAACUUACUACUCUUCCUAGCUUAAUCACUCUUUCUCUUGAUCAGAAUCAGCUUACUGGCUUCCUUCCAUCAGAGAUUAUAUCAUGGAAAUCACUCAACGCUCUUAAUUUGAGUCGAAAUCAACUCUCUGGACCAAUUCCAGCAGGACUUGGUCUUCUACCAGUCAUUACUGAACUGGACCUUUCAGAAAACCAAUUUUCUGGCCAAAUUCCAGCUCAACUUGGGAAUCUGAAGCUCAGCAACUUCAAUCUUUCUUCCAAUCACCUAUCUGGGAAGAUCCCAAUUGAAUUUGAAAAUCCUGCUUAUGACAGAAGCUUCUUGGACAAUCAAGGUCUCUGUGCAGCUAGGCCCUCAGCAAAACUCAGCAUAUGUAAUUUUCAACCUCGAAAUUCCAGCAAAAUUUGGUCUACAUAUCUUGCAUUGAUCUUAACUUUGGGCAUACUUUUGUCCUUGUUGGCUUUGUCCUUAUCAUUCUUCAUGGUCAGAGCUUAUUGGAAGAGAAACAGAUCGGAUUCUGAUUGGAAGCUCACCUUAUUUCAGAGGUUGAAUUUCAGAGUUUCAAAAAGUAUUAUGAUUGGAAGUGGCGGCUCAGGAAAAGUUUAUUGUGUUCCUGUCAAUCGUACAGGCGAUGUUGUUGAUGACAGUAGAGGAAUUUAGAGAAGAAUAAGGAAGAAAGCAGAGAACAGAAAACUCAGAAUUGUGCAUUGAUCUUGAUUAGUGAUUGCAAUGUAAUGCUACAGCUUGUAUAUCUGAUAACAGUCUUAGAGAAAAUUAGUGAAGCAGGUUCUGCAUAUCUUGCUCCGAUGCUCAACAAAAGUCAUCCCACCAUUGAGAAGAUUUAGAGAUGCAAGCAACUUAAUUCCCUGAGAGUGCAAGCAAUAAAAGUAAACUACUCACAGUUUACAUCCC